This is a messenger RNA of Acanthaster planci (crown-of-thorns starfish), 2049 nucleotides long. RefSeq names its product major facilitator superfamily domain-containing protein 6-like. The record is from RefSeq and is a predicted model, not a curated record. NCBI's taxonomy places the organism in Eukaryota, Metazoa, Echinodermata, Asteroidea, Valvatida, Acanthasteridae. Gene Ontology annotation, cellular component: plasma membrane.
ACUAGACUCCUGCAGUCUAUCGGCUUUUCGAUUUAGCGCUAUAUGUAAACGGAGCCAUCGUCACGAAAAAACUGUCUGCUUUAGAGCACACGACACGAAACAGCUGUUUGGGUAAAUUCACAAUGGGCGGUUAUUACUGAUCUGAACGGGUGCUGACCACGUUCGCCGCACAUUACCGUCAGGGUUUGCCACUUCGCUUCUUGGUCUAUUUGUUGGGUUAACUUGGCGGGCAAACGGUAUCGACACGCCAAAGAAUUGAUAGAGCAAGGAAACACACACAUAGGGCCUACGUGUGUGCUAUCGCAACUGACAUCCGAGGCAAUGGCGGGACUGUUUCACAUCCACCCGCCGUUGCUCGUGUACAAGGUGUUCAACUUCACGUUCUGGGGUUCGCUUGCUUGCUUUCUCCCUUACAUCUCGCUGUACUUCAAGCAGCUUGGGUUCUCUCCUGGCUCCAUAGGCACGAUCAGCGCUUUAAGGCCCAUUUUUGGGUUCCUCCUGCUGCCGUUCACUGCAGCGGCCGCGGACAGGUUCCGCUGCCGGAAGGCCGUGCUCGUGGCGAGCGUUGUGCUUAGUGGUGCCGUAUUGCUGUCAUUCGCUGUGCUACCACGUGGAUCCCAAGUUCCCUGUGACGUGAUGGAGGAGCAGAUAUGGGAAAUGCUGCACCUCAACAUCAGCCUCCCUUACCAAGAGGACCAGACCCGGUACAAUUUUUCGCUGGACGGCGACAUCUUUUCCUUCUCGUCGACUUCGGUUCUCAAACGGGGCAUCGACAGACAAGUUACCCGACGAGCAUUACCGAAAGUGGCCCUGGGCACGUGGAGAAACCAGACCACCGAGGGGUCCCUGGGCCAGUUUCCCAAGCCGAUCCAGGAGGCUCUCCUGGCCAACCAAGGCUGGCUGUAUGAAAAGGCCGAUCUCCGCACGCUGUUUGUGGUCAUUCUUCUCAUCUCCAGCUUCAUUGAGGUGGUGGUGUUCAGCUCGACAUGUCAAGCGGAUAUAGCCACGCUGGACGCCUUGCGAAGAGAGUACGGUCAUGUCGAUCACUACGGAUGGAAUCGAGGAUUUGGCACGUUGGGAUGGGGAGUUUGUUCCACCGCUGCUGGAUUCAUACUGAACGCUACCCGCACGGUGGAGGUAAGCUGCGGCAUUGAACAUACGAUCGCCGGCUACUGGACCAGUUUCCUCUUGGCUGUCGGCGUAAGCAGUAUUGCGUUGGUCUGUGUUGCCUACUUUAAGUUCUCGUACGACAGCAAGACAGGCGACACUGAAUCGUCUUACGGGCCCAUCACGGCAGUGCUGCUCAGCUGGCAUUACGGCUCAGUCUUGGUCAUGCUGGCUUUCCUUGGACUGUGUAAUGGCUGCGUCUGGGGAUUUCUCUUUUGGCACUUAGAAAAUCUCGGCGCAACGCAGGAUUUGUUGGGGAUCUUCACCGCCAUAAACAGCUUCUCAGAGUUCUCCUGCGGAUUUCUCAGCAGCUGGGCCAUUGCCAAGUUUGGCCACGUGACGCUGUUGAUUUUGGGGCUUUCUCUCUACAUCUUACGGUUUGUCUCCUACUUCCUCAUCACGAUGCCGUGGACUGCAGUAUUCAUCGAGCCCUUGCACGGGCUCUGCUUCAUUAUGACAUGGACAACUGCCGUGUCCUACAUGACAGAGACAGUACCAACUCUGUAUGGCGGGACGAUGCAAGGGGUACUCAUAUCCGUACACCACGGGCUGGGAGCAGGGCUGGGGUUCUUCCUCACUGGCCUGCUUGUCACUGAAUAUGGGGCACGGAUGACAUUCCUUCUGUAUGCAGUCUCCUGCGGAAUGUUCCUCUUCCUCUUCCUCCUAGUGCAGUGGCUUUCACGGGUGCCAACACUUGAAUGGAAAUCCGAAGAGCCUGUCAAGUCACCCCCUGACAAGCACGAGGAAACCGAUGAGGAGCAGAUGCAGCAAACACAGUCACUCCUUGAUUCACCUGGAGACAGACAAAACAGUAAACUAAGCCUCAAACUGCCCAAGUUUGUACUUACAACCAAAGCUAUCAAUCAGCAAGAACUAUGGUGA